GAAUGAAUAAAAGAGAGAAGAAGAGCAGGAACAGUCAUAUGCUUUAUAGAGUGGGACACAUAUAGAGCUGCUUUGAUAAAGACAUCCACAUGGGCCAGGAUGAGCAAAGAAGGAGCAGUGUGUGUGGAACCCAACACACCUGAGAACCAGCAUCUGGAACUGCUGUGUACAGGGGAGUUGCGUGAGGCUGUAGAUGAGGAGGAUGAGUUCCCACCUCCCAUCCCCUGGCAGAAGAUUGAGGCGCUGGGGCUCGACUGUGAUUACGGCUUACUUUUCUCCCAAGAAGAAGCAAACAGGCUUUUUCUGCAGCUGGAGGACGAGGUGGAGUACUUUACAGGUGAACAAGCGAAGGUGCAGGUGUUUGGGAAGAUGCACAGCGUCCCCCGGAAGCAGGCGACAUAUGGAGAUAAAGGACUGGUGUACUCUUUUUCUGGAGUGCAUCUCGCAGCCAGGGUCUGGACCCCGACCCUGGAAUACAUCCGUAACGCCGUCACCGGUGCCACAGGACACACUUUCAACUUCGUCCUGAUAAACAGGUACAAAGACGGUCAGGAUCACAUCGGGGAACACAGGGACGACGAGCGCGAGCUGGACCCUUCCUGCCCCAUCGCCUCGGUGUCUCUGGGAGCUGCACGGGAUUUCGUGUUCAGGCAUAAAGAUGCUCGCAAGGAGCCAAAGAAAUGUCAGAUAGAACCCGUGAAACUGGAAUUGGCCCACGGGAGUCUUCUUCUCAUGAACCCUCCGACUAACACGUACUGGUACCACAGCCUCCCAGUGCGGAGGAAGGUGAAGACCACGCGCAUUAACCUCACCUUCAGACGCAUUGUUAGGGGUUGCCAGAAAAGGAAAAAGGACUGACUGUCGAGGUGAAUAUAUUAGCGAUCGAUGAGGUCACAUAAGCUAGAAGGUUUAUGAAAAUUGGGGCAAAUGCAGCAACACAAACAUUGUGUAGCUGUGAUUAUCACUCAUAUAUUCAUACUGCAUUAGGACUGGGAUCCCACAUGACCCACAAAAAAGAGAAGAAUGUGAAGUGGAGAGGGUUGUUUUUUUUCACUGGUAGUGUGUUGGACCUUCAACUACAGUCCAGUUAUUCUUAUUCUGGUCAGUUUUAGUAACACAAAAUAUUUUGGUUAAUGGAAAAUAACGAAGCAAAACGGUGCGGAUCAAAAGUAUUGGGACACCUGGCUUCUCCAGCCAAACACUAUUGAUCUCCAUUGGGAGGUUUUCACACUGAUUGCCUGCCUUUACUAACACCCUUGUGGUUGAAUGAAUCUCCACAAGCCCACUCCAAAAUCUAGUGGAACAUCUUCCCAAAAGAGUGGAGGUUAUUAGAAGAGGAAAUGGGGACUAUAUGUGGAAUGGGAUGUUCAAAAAACAAAUCUUAUGGUCAGGUGUCCACAAACCUUUAUCUAUAAAGUGUACAAUAAAUGAACAUGUACAAGUAUGCUAGGGAUAAUGGUAUCUAUCUAUCGGCCUAUCUAUGAUGGAUGGAUGGAUGGAUAUGGUUAAUCCCCACAUACUCUACUAGGAACACAAAAAAAUCUAAUAUUUCAAUCAACGAUCCUUUAAUGGAACCACACGGCAGUUUGAUGGUCUAGUGAACAAAAGACCAGCUUCGAGUUUAUUUAAAGGAAAUGUAAUUUUUUUUUUAUUUCUUUUUUUUAUAUAUAAAAACCAAAAAACUACAUGUGGAAUAAAUAAAAUGAAACACAACCAUA
Silurus meridionalis is the source of this 1718-nucleotide messenger RNA. RefSeq names its product alkB homolog 2, alpha-ketoglutarate dependent dioxygenase (gene alkbh2). The record is from RefSeq and is a predicted model, not a curated record. Bases 100 to 858 code for a protein of 252 amino acids. NCBI's taxonomy places the organism in Eukaryota, Metazoa, Chordata, Actinopteri, Siluriformes, Siluridae. The transcript has 4 exons. Gene Ontology annotation, biological process: DNA repair.